CCCUCCCAGCCAGUAGGUGGCACUGUGACGUUGCUGCAGACGCCGUACGUGGGGGCGCAGGGCGGGGCUUCGGGUUAAAGUACGUGUGCUUCACUGGAGCUCGCCGCUUGAAACCUAAACCAUGGUGCUGCUUGAAAACGACUCGUUUCUCACAGAGCUCACUCGGCUCUUCCAGAAGUGCAGAACAUCAGGCAGUGUUGUCAUCACGCUAAAGAAGUAUGACGGUAGAACCAAACCCAUGCCCAGAAAGGGCCAUUCAGAGUCGUUUGAACCAGCAGAUAAUAAAUGUCUCCUCAGAGCGUCGGAUGGCAAGAAGAAAAUCAGCACAGUGGUUAGUACCAAAGAAGUAAUCAAGUUUCAAAUGGCAUACUCCAACCUCCUUAGAGCUCACAUGGAUGGUCUGAAGAAGAAAGAUAAGAAGAGCAAAAGCAAGAAGACUAAAGCUACUCAAUGAUCACGGGACUUAUUCAAGAACUGUACUGUUCCAGUCUGAGGGGAUGGGAGGGGGCGCUGUCUGCCUCUGCACACGCCACUCUCCCAUCACAUUCACUGUACAUCCACCCGGUGACUGUAGAUAUGAUACCAUUGUCCUGCAUGGUGAUGUCUCAUCCUAGGCUGCCUGGUGCCAUCAGUCGUAAGGAACGAGACACAAGGACCUUUUUUGUUUUUUGUCUGCAGAAUGAAGAGAGCCAAUCUUUUUGCUGCCAAUGGAGCUACUUUUUUGUCUUGAUUCAGAAGGACAUUUUUUUUUUCUUGCUCUCAAAAUCCAGAACUAAAUCAGAUCAAUUUUGUUUUUAUGGUUAAAAGGUUUAUAACACAACUAUAUUUUCCCCUGUUUUAUUUCCAGUUUCAGGCGAAGCCUUUUGCUGUCUAAACCAACAGUUUACGUUAAUUUUUUUUGGUGAAAUACUAGAAGUACUAUAAGUGUGUUAUGAAUGAGGACUAUAGAGACGUGUGCAUGGGCUAUAACUGUACUUCUAUUUUUGAUUAUCAUAGUUACAAAGCAGGUCUAAGCACAGACAGUGUUCAUACGAUUUCUUCAGAGUCCCUUCGUAGAAGAGGGCUGUAACAAAUUUAAUUUCUGAAAUAAAGUUCUGUUAAAAAAAAAAGGAAAAAAGCAACUAUUUUUUUUCCAUUCUGAAAGACAAAAACUGAACAGCUUAUAAAACAAGACGUCACAUAUUUACAGAUACACGUUUGUUGGGUUAGAAACAGUCCUGUCCUCUCAUAGCGCCGUGUUCCUCUUGUCGAGUCUGUCCUUCGGGGACGUGGCGAGCUGCCGCUGUCGGGCGCUCUCCUCCUGGUAUCCUUGCUUCAUCAAGGCAGUCACAAACUGGAACAUUGUCUGGAUCAGAAAACAGCGUCACAUGUUCCUUCUGAAAUAAACCUCCAAUGAAAAGUCUGCCAA
Messenger RNA from Oryzias melastigma (Indian medaka), 1408 nucleotides. RefSeq names its product signal recognition particle 14 (gene srp14). Lineage: Eukaryota; Metazoa; Chordata; Actinopteri; Beloniformes; Adrianichthyidae. The record is from RefSeq and is a predicted model, not a curated record. Gene Ontology annotation, molecular function: endoplasmic reticulum signal sequence receptor activity; 7S RNA binding. Bases 122 to 454 code for a protein of 110 amino acids. Gene Ontology annotation, biological process: SRP-dependent cotranslational protein targeting to membrane. The transcript is spliced from 5 exons. Gene Ontology annotation, cellular component: signal recognition particle, endoplasmic reticulum targeting.